CCCGUGUUUCCUCCGCCAGAGUGCGUUGUUCAGCCCUGAGCGUCAGCAGCGCGCUUCUGCGCAUGCGUGUCGUGACAGCACAGAAGAUAGCCAGGAAAAGGGACCGUCGUUGUGUUGUUUUGAGUGCAAGACCAAGAGGGAUGUCGCAAUCUGCUCGCCACCACUAAGAUCUGCAUUGUGUAACUGACAGUAAGUUACUGUGACUGUACAGUUGUUUGUGGGCACAAUGUCUGCAGGCUGCCCUCCACAAUCUCCAGCUGUGGCUAAGACUGAAGUGCUGGUUGAUGACUGGUGUCCCAUGCUGGCUGCGACGUUUGCCUACUGGGACAACAUCCUGGGACCCCGUGUGCGGCACAUCUGGGCCCCCAGAGGUCAGGGGUUGUCGCUGCUUAGUGACGGAGAGGUGACAUUUCUGGCCAAUCACACGCUUAAUGGCGAGAUUUUGCGGAGCGCUGAGAGUGGUGCGGUGGAUGUCAAGUUCUUCGUUCUGGCAGAAAAGGGAGUCAUCAUUGUGUCGCUGAUCUUUGAUGGGGAACUCAAAGGGGAUAAGAACACUUGCGCUCUGUCAAUCAUUUUGCCGCAGUCAGAGCUGAGCUUCUACCUGCCUCUACACAGCGUGUGUGUGGAAAGACUCAAACACAUCAUCCGCAAGGGACGCAUCUGCAUGCAGAAGGGUCACAGCAUUAUCUCUGUGUUGUCAUCUGAGAUUGUUCCUAUAAUGGAACUUCUCACGUCUAUGAAGAAACACAGCGUACCUGAGGAGGUGGAUAUAAAGGGCACUGUGCUCAAUGACGAUGAUAUUGGAGACAGCUGUCAUGAAGACUUUUUGCACAAGGCUAUCAGCUCUCAUCUUCAGACCUGUGGCUGUUCUGUGGUGGUUGGUAGCAAUCCUGAGAAAGUCAAUAAGAUUGUGCUCACGCUGUGUCUGUUCCUCACCCCUGCGGAGAGAAAGUGCUCUCGAUUGUGUCACUCGGACGGUUUGUUCAAAUAUGACACUGGCCUGUUUGUUCAGGGUCUCCUCAAGGACUCCACAGGGAGUUUUGUGUUGCCCUACCGGCAGGUGCUGUACUCUCCCUAUCCAACCACCCACAUUGAUGUGGACAUUAACACGGUGAAGCAGAUGCCCCCCUGCCACGAGCACAUGUACCAUCAACGGCGCUACAUGCGUGCUGAGCUCAGUGCCCUCUGGAGGGCUGCCAGUGAGAAUGACAUCAGUCCAGACAACCUCAUCAACGCCCAGGACACCUACACCCCAGACCUGAAUGUGUUUCAGGACGUGAUGCAUAAAGACACUCUUGUGAAGUCCUUCAUAGAUGAGGUGUUUCUAUUGAAACCAGGUCUGUCUCUGAGGAGUGUGUACUUGUCCCACUUCCUUCUUCUGCUACACAGGAAGGCCCUGACACUUCUCAGAUACAUUGAAGAUGAGACGCAGAAGGGGAAGAAACCCUUUAAAUCUCUACGCAAUCUAAAAACUGAUUUGGACCUGAUGGUGGAGGGAGACUUGAACAUCAUCAUGGCGAUGGCGGAGAAGCUGCGGGCAGGCCUUCACUCCUUUGUUUUUGGGAAGUCUUUUCUUACCAGCGUGCAGGAUCGUGAUCUCCACAUGAGCUUCUGAACUCUGACUUUUGCCUAUAGAUGAUGUCAUCAGGUCACCUGACCCUCUCCGCAGACUCAUAUUUUGAUUUAGUAUGUGCUUUUUGUGCACAAAACUCUUGAAAAUGUGCUGGUAAAUCUGUUUGCUUUGUUAUGAUAGCUGCUUUGGAAAAUGUUAAUUGGAAUAAAUCUGCUGUAAAUGAAUGAUAAUCUGCUUACUGAAGCUGGCAAAUUCUUGUUUGUGUACAAAAGCUUUAACACUGUUGAUGAUUAUGAGAUUCUUGGCUCUAGUUGAGUCUUUUUCAUUUAGGCACAAACAUGACAUAAAGAAUGUGUUUGAUAAACAGUAAAUUAUUUUUGAUUUAUAAUUUAUAGAUUUCUUUACCACACCGAACACUGACAACAUUGCUAUCUGGCAUUGACAGCUUAAUAGCAUGAUUUAGCAGCAUACGCCAAUCUCUUAUAUUAUAUUAGAUUUUUUUAAGACAUUUUGUUCACUAAUUUAUUAAAUAUGUGAUGUUUAAUAUUGCAAAAGAACUAAGUAGUAAGUUUAGCCCAUUUUAGGUUUAUUCUCUUUAAUGUGCACUGCUUCCUUUAAAUUAACUGGUUGAUAGUUUUAAAAUGCUGUCAUUACUGUCUUUCUUUCUUUUUUACAGAAUUGAACUGACAGAUCUGUUACUUCCUAAAACUCUAAAAUGUAAUUAGGAAACUUUCCUUGUUCCUUAUUUUGACUCUAAAGCAGUGAUUGGCAACCCUUAGCUGGGUAGAGAGAUGGAGUAGGAACCUGUUACAUGUUUUGAGAAAGUUGCAUUUUAAGUACUGUAUGGACAAUGAUGAAAUAUAAAGUAUUGUUUUUAUGUAUUUUACAUUCAUGUAUUCACAUAUCUUGUUGUGAUGCUUACAUUGCAAAUCCAUUAAAAUAUUCAUAAAUAA
Messenger RNA from Paramisgurnus dabryanus, 2526 nucleotides. RefSeq names its product C9orf72-SMCR8 complex subunit (gene c9orf72). Gene Ontology annotation, biological process: autophagy; endocytosis. Gene Ontology annotation, cellular component: autophagosome; endosome. NCBI's taxonomy places the organism in Eukaryota, Metazoa, Chordata, Actinopteri, Cypriniformes, Cobitidae. Gene Ontology annotation, molecular function: guanyl-nucleotide exchange factor activity. The record is from RefSeq and is a predicted model, not a curated record.